ACAAUAUUUAAAAUUAAAUGAAACUAAUAUUUCGUACCGUUAAAAAGACAUAGAAGAGCAAAAUUCGUUUGUUUUUGCUACACAACAAUUACGACUGGAAAAUAUUAAAAUGAAGAAUGAAAGUUUUGAUAGCAAAGGUAUUAUCUUACCUUCGACUGCAGUGGCAAUUAAAGUAACAAACAUUCUAACACCAUAUUUUAUAAGAAUCUGCAAACGCAAAGACUAUGAAAAGAAAUUAAAUUUGAUUAAUAAUAAAUUAUUAUUGCUAAGAAAGAGAGGAAUAUUUAAUAAAGACACAAAUCACGCAGAACCAAAGAUCGGAGAUGUGAUUAUAGUAUGUGAUAAAUUUAAAAAUGUUAAUCUUCCUGCCUGGUUAUGUCGAGGAAUUAUUAGUAAUGUUUUGAAUGAUACAGAAAAUAUAUAUAAUGUUUUUUUAUCCGAUUAUGGAAUAUCAGUUGAAUUGCAUAGAGAUGAUUUUUUUAUAUCUUCAACUGGCUUGAUUGUAGAAGAAUAUUUGAGUUCUACUGUUGGUUUAUAUAAUGUUUUACCUACUGUGCUAAAGCAUAACUCAUCAGUAGAAGGGAACACUUCACUUCUGGUAUUACAGGAAUGGAGUGAAUCAGCAGUUCAGUACACAAAGGAAUUAAUUGUUGCAUCCAGUGCAAUUUAUUUUGAUCACUUAGCAUCCGAUGAGUGUGGUAGACAGUAUGGCGAAUUUUAUCUGAAUAUCGAAGACACUCUAAUAAGAUUAAGCGAAGCUUUAAUUCUCAAUAAUCAUGCCAUUUACAUACAAGAAGACAUAAUGAAAUUUAUAGAAGAUCCUAAGAACUGCGAAAAAUUACAUAAAGAAGUGGUAAAUGAUGAGACUAUAUAUUAUAUGAAUAUUUUGAAAGAGUACAAAAGAGAACAUGAAUUCGAUAUACAUAAUGAAAGUUAUAUAAGAACGCGAAAUAAGUUUAAAGUAAAACAGCGAUCGCAUAGUGACCUAAGAAAAGGGAAAGAAAAAGUAUUAAUUUAUGGCAGAAACAAAUAUGAAUGCUUGGGUACAAUUUCAGAUCUAAGAUUCCCUACUGAAAUACAUAAGGCUUGGAAAUCACUGAUAAACUCGUCCAGUCCAACGAAAAUUCAGUCAUAUAUUUUACCUGCAAUAAAAAACGGUUUAGAUGUAAUAGCAAUUGGAGCAGCAAAAUCUGGUAAAACUUAUGGAUACGUACUUGCUGUCUGUGGACUCCUGGCUUCAAAGCUAAAUCUUCCACAAGGUGUGAAUCCAGUUGCAUUAAUAUUAUGCUCGUCUUCGUCUGAAGUAUUGGAAGUUUCUUCCUUGUGUACAGAAUUUUUACAAAACUACAAAACUAUUAGAUGUGUUGCUGCAAUUAAUGGUAAAUCAGAGAGAUCAUUAGUGGCUGAAAUGUUUAAUGGAUGUCAGAUUUUAGUAUCCACGCCAAGAUUUAUAACACGUUUUAUGGAUGAAAACAGAAAAUUGUUGAAUUUUGAAAAUCUUCGAUGCUUAAUUUUGGACGAUGGUGAUGUUAUUUUGGAAAAAUACUUUGACUCUAUCGGCAAAUUGUUUAAGAAACAUAAAAUUAUUUGUAACAGAGAAUUAAAACAUGCGAAUGUAACAUUACAAAUUAUAGUGACUGCAAAACAUUGGACGCCGCAAAUUAAAAAACUGGCAACUAUUUUAAUGGACUAUCCAUACAUAUGUGUAGCAUCUUUCAUAGAAGCUACAGUUUUUAAAUCUGUACACCCAAAAAUGUACAUAGUGAAUACAAAAAGUAAAGAUAAAAAAGUUUUAGACUUAUUGGGCAACAAAUGUUCUACAUUGAGAACUAUAAUAGUGUGUACAGACAGUGAUGAGGCUAAAACCUUACACAAAGUUUUAGAACAGUCCAAUAAAGACAUUCUUUUAGUACAUGAUAAUACGAAUUUUGUUCAUUUACAAGGUAUUAAACAAUAUUGGGACGCUUGUGUAAAUGAUUCCUAUCCAGUUCUUAUAUGUACAGACGAAGUCUUGUCAGAAUUAAAUAUUACAAAUGCAAUGUGGUUAAUACAUUAUUCAAUCUCCCUACGCUGGAAGACGCAAUUCAACUUUCGUUUCUCAACACUUUACGAUAGUUUGCAGGAGCAAAAGCCCAGAUGUAAAGUAUCUAUUAUAGUGGAUGAAAAUAGCGAUAUACAAUUUUUGAGUAUAAUAAGCAUACUGCAACGUAUGAAUGUUGUAAUUCCUAGGAAUAUAUUAGACACCAUUGAGCAUACAGAAGCAAUGUUAGAGAAAAACAAAGAAAAUUAUCCUAUGUGCAAUAAUAUGAAGUUAUGGGGAUUUUGUCAUAAAAAAUACUCUUGUGCGCUGAGACAUAGAAUUAUUUCAGAAAUCGAUACACCAACUAUAGAUAUUCGAAUAUUCGACAAAGUAAAGUUUAGAGUAGUCAGCAUACACAGUGUCACACAAAUUUCUGCUAGGAUUAUAUCGUACAUUAAACACGAUACAUUGGAAGAAAUCGAAUUCUCAAAUGUAGAAUACAUGCAAAUUACUAUGAAAAUUCAAGAGUUCUAUUCAUGCGUAGAUAACAGGAGAAGAUGUGAGACAAUAGAUGUGGGAAGUAUAUGUGGUCUAGAGGAACCAGUAGACAGUUUUAAAAGAGUACAAAUUUUACAUAUCGAGAGAGAAGACAAGACCGAUAAACCAAAGUAUGCAGAUGUAAGAUGUAUUGACAAUGGUGUACUUCUAACAAAAGUGAAUGUAUAUAGAUUGUUACACAUGCCAGAAGAAUUUAGAAAGUAUCCAACACAAGUAAUAGAAGUAUUUCUUGCUGGCAUAGCUCCAUAUGACAAUGAAUAUGUUUGGAAUCAUUGCGCAAUUGACGCUGUAUUUCAAUGGUUUAAAGAAAAUAUUGACGAAAGGUCUUACGUAAUUGGAACGGUAAAUCUACACUUAAAAAAUACAAUAUGGGUGAACACACUGGAAGUUGGAACAAAAUUGAUUGGAUAUAAAGAUAUAGUUGGUUCUUCUCUGAAAACAGAGUUGUUGAGAAGCGAUCAUGCUGUUGAAAAUCUUAAACAUUUAAAAGAAAUGUAUCAACUUUGCAAAGACGCUGGUUUAUCGGAAAUUAAUGGGUGUAAUUUAGAUGUUUUAAUAAAUAAACAAGCAUAA
Molecule: messenger RNA, 3151 nt
Organism: Dufourea novaeangliae
Lineage: Eukaryota; Metazoa; Arthropoda; Insecta; Hymenoptera; Halictidae
Gene: BoYb
Product: putative ATP-dependent RNA helicase TDRD12
Exons: 18
Coding region: 110-3151 (1013 amino acids)
Biological process (GO): transposable element silencing; germ-line stem cell division
Molecular function (GO): ATP binding; nucleic acid binding
Source: RefSeq, a predicted model, not a curated record